This is a messenger RNA of Paramacrobiotus metropolitanus, 1472 nucleotides long. RefSeq names its product epimerase family protein SDR39U1-like. The coding region runs from base 217 to 1152 and encodes 311 amino acids. The record is from RefSeq and is a predicted model, not a curated record. NCBI's taxonomy places the organism in Eukaryota, Metazoa, Tardigrada, Eutardigrada, Parachela, Macrobiotidae. The transcript has 8 exons.
UUCGCUAUCAGCAGAUUCAGCACAACUGCACAAGCGGCCUCUAUUAAACAGAAGUUUUGAUUCACUUUUAAAGUUUAAACGCUGUUUUUCUGGUUUUUGGUAAUGUUUGGUCUUGGAAAACUCUUGGGUUCUUUUAAAGGGAAAAAACCUAUCUUAAUUCUCAAGUGACAGACUGGUUAGCAGUACUCGAUUACUGUACUGUGGAAUCGCAUCUCAAUGUCUGCCACUGUGGUUAUAGCCGGUGCUUCAGGAUUUGUUGGUCGGCACCUGGCGAAGGUGCUGAACAGGGAUGGAUACAAUAUUAUUUGUGUUACACGCAGGACGUCGCAAUUAAGCGCAAGUUCACCGUACUUCCACGAAACUAUAACCUGGGACCAUCUACAACUUCAUGGGCUUCCUCAAUGCGACGCGGUGAUCAAUUUGGCAGGCGAAAAUAUUAUGAAUAUGACGCGAAGAUGGGAUGCUAAAUUUAAAAAAGAUGUUUUCACAAGCCGGACAGCAUCAACCAAGUUUUUAGGAGAAGUAAUUCUUGCAACGAAAACGAAGCCGAAAGUAUUUAUUACUGCAAGCGGUGUUGGCUAUUACCAGCCGAGUCCGACGGAGGAAUACACCGAAGCCAGUUCGGGAGGCAAACAUGAUUUUCUGGCUCAACUGGCGGAUGCCUGGGAAAAGGCUUCGCAUUUACCACGCGAGUCAGGCGUGCGUGUGAUAAAUCUUCGUUGUGGGGCUGUACUCGGUCGCGACGGUGGCGUCAUUAAAAACUUGUAUUGGCCAUUUUAUUUUGGACUGGGUGGACCGGUUGGUGACGGGAAGCAGCCUUUUCCUUGGAUACAUUUGGAUGAUCUGGCCCACAUUUACAAGUACACCCUGGAAAAUAAACAGUGCCAUGGAGCGUACAAUGCAGUUGCUCCACAAAUCAUCACGAAUGCCGAAUUUACUAAAGCCUUUGCCAAGGCUAUGCACCGACCAGCCGUCAUACCUGUCCCCAAGAUAGCACUGAACGUUAUACUGGGGAAAGAGAGGGCAAAGAUACUUACCGACGGACAGAAAGUUCAUCCCAAAAAAAUCGUCAGUGAUGGCUUUGGGUUUCUCUUUCCAACCAUCAAAGAGGCGUGUGAAGAUAUCUGCAUGCCUACAAUAGUACAUGAUUAGUUCCAAGCUUUUCGCUUCAGCAGCUGCGUAACCUUUUGAGAUUCUGGCGGGGAGAAUUUCGCUUUUUAAAUUUUUUCACUGCGAAAUAAUUUGUUUGCGAAGUAGCAAAUGCUUUUUUUUCGGCAAUGAGGAAUCUGCUCAUUAAUAGUGGCUGCUCUAGUUAGCAAGUGCUAUUAUGACUGAUAACAUGUCCGCAAAUUGACGUCUGUGCAAGAGGUGUGUGGUAAAAAUGCUAGUGGGUAAUUUAAUGUAAAAAGUUAAAAAACAAAUACCGCUGAAUUCUCCGAAACAAAACAACGGCUUUGAAAUGAAAAGAAUGC